Molecule: messenger RNA, 1359 nt
Organism: Medioppia subpectinata
Lineage: Eukaryota; Metazoa; Arthropoda; Arachnida; Sarcoptiformes; Oppiidae
Source: the annotation of a GenBank genome assembly
AUGCUCGGCGCGACGGGUCAGACGAGCCCAGCGACCGGCGGCGGUGCUGGUGGUGGCGGUGGAGUGACAACGGACGGCGGGCCGGGGAUCGCUAGCGUGGCACCGCAUUGGGGCGCCAAUGUUGACGUUUGCAGUCUCGCAGGGAAACGAUUGGAAAACAUUUCGCGUGUCUUUACUUUCGAUGACUACAUCUUCGCGGGAAACGGCCAAGAAUUUUAUCUCAUGAAAACUGGUGACCCGAAGAAAUGGCAGUACUUUUGGUCAUUUGACUUGGUCAGUAACGCUUCCCAACUUGGUGCCGUCGCGGACACAUUCACCGACAUCACGGGCUCGCUGUACUUCGGUCGGGACAACUCGUGCCCAACUUCUGCGGGAAAUGACUGUAGUUUUAUGACCAAAGCGUACCUCAAGGGUCUGUUGGUCUUCCAGAACAACCCGGUGAAGGCCACGCCCGCCACUUACGGCUACCAGACCUAUAUCCUCAGGGUUCCCAUUAUUGACAAUCCCGUGUUUGGCGAUGCGAGCCGUCCUAAUCCGUUUGCGGCGUUCAAAGAUGACAGCCAAAUGCCGUGGGGAUUGCCCGCCGCCGCUCCCAUUACGACCGCCACUAAGUUCUUCCCGAGUGGUGUCGAAUACAAGUAUUUGGGCGCCGCGUACGACCCGACCCAACAGGUGGUCUUCGUGUUGACUUAUCACGACAUCUUGAGUAAUAGUCUGAUCAAUACUAUGUUUAGUAAGGUGCCGUGGAUCGGCAAAUACUUUAGUCAGACACUCAUUCACUUUUGGAAACUCGACGGCAAAGGCGACGCUCACUACCAGAUGGCGAACGCCGCCCGCGGCUAUACAGCGCUGGUAUCCAAAAGUGGCAAUUUGUUUGCUCUCGAGUUAGGAAAGUGGUAUUUGUUGGAUAUCUUUGAACAGAAGGAUCCCAUACCCGAAAAGGGAACGUACGAAAUGAGUGAGUUUCUCAACUGCAACCAAACCACCAAACCCUCGCCUUUUAACUCAGAUAAGCCUAUUCUGCCCGUCAAACCUAUCCCCAGUCCAUCGGCCGGCGCUCACACUAGCAAUACGACCGGCAAUAGCAGCGAAACUGUGGCCCCUCUCAGCCCAGACGUCACGUCUCCCGUAUCGUCUGAAUCGACAACCGCUGCGAACAAAGAGGAGAACAAAUCGUCGCCAAUGAUAAUCAUUUUGAUUAUAGUGAUAGUGAUUGUGAUAAUCAUUGUUAUCAUUUGUUGCCUCUUCUGCUGUAUGAAAGGAAAGGGAAAGGACGACGAGAAGGACAAAGAGGCCAAACCGGGUUCACCGAAGGCCGGCUCCAAAGUGGGAUCGAAAGUCGGCUCAACGACCGGAGGA